Molecule: messenger RNA, 1665 nt
Organism: Pteropus alecto (black flying fox)
Lineage: Eukaryota; Metazoa; Chordata; Mammalia; Chiroptera; Pteropodidae
Product: tubulin alpha-1C chain
Exons: 3
Biological process (GO): mitotic cell cycle; microtubule cytoskeleton organization
Cellular component (GO): cytoplasm; microtubule
Molecular function (GO): structural constituent of cytoskeleton; GTP binding
Source: RefSeq, a predicted model, not a curated record
GACCGAGUUGUAUAUAGGGAGCCGCAUCCGCCCAUGUGCCGCAGGUUCUCUUACAUCGACCGCCUAAGAGUCGCGCUGUAAGAAGCAACAACCUCUCCUCUUCCUCUCAGCCAUCCGCUCGGCAGCCGCAAAGCAGCAACCAUGCGUGAGUGCAUCUCCAUCCAUGUUGGCCAGGCUGGUGUUCAGAUUGGCAAUGCCUGCUGGGAGCUCUACUGCCUGGAACAUGGCAUCCAGCCUGAUGGCCAGAUGCCAAGUGACAAAACCAUUGGUGGGGGAGACGACUCCUUCAACACCUUCUUCAGUGAGACAGGCGCUGGCAAGCAUGUGCCUAGGACAGUGUUCGUAGACCUGGAACCCAUGGACAUUAACGAAGUUCCUCAGUAACCCAAGUGAUUCCCCAAGGGUCUGGGGCAGGACGUGUGUCCCGGGGGUUCUAUUGAUGCCCUGGGGUUGAGCAGGCUUGUGCAGAUUAUUGGUGAUAGAUGGCCACUUUGUUUCCCUUUUCCAGAUGAAGUUCGCACUGGCACCUACCGCCAGCUCUUCCACCCCGAGCAGCUCAUCACAGGCAAGGAAGAUGCCGCCAAUAACUAUGCUCGUGGGCACUACACCAUUGGCAAAGAGAUCAUUGACCUUGUCUUGGAUCGAAUUCGGAAGCUGGCUGACCAGUGCACAGGUCUUCAGGGCUUCUUGGUUUUCCAUAGCUUUGGUGGGGGAACUGGUUCUGGGUUCACCUCCCUGCUGAUGGAACGUCUUUCUGUGGAUUAUGGCAAGAAGUCCAAGCUGGAGUUCUCCAUUUACCCAGCCCCCCAGGUUUCCACAGCUGUAGUUGAGCCCUACAACUCCAUCCUCACCACCCACACCACCCUGGAGCACUCUGAUUGUGCCUUCAUGGUUGACAACGAGGCCAUCUAUGACAUCUGUCGUAGAAACCUUGAUAUUGAGCGCCCAACCUACACUAACCUGAAUAGAUUGAUAGGUCAAAUUGUAUCCUCCAUCACUGCUUCCCUGAGAUUUGAUGGAGCCCUGAAUGUUGAUCUAACAGAAUUCCAGACCAACCUGGUACCCUAUCCCCGCAUCCACUUCCCUCUGGCCACCUAUGCCCCUGUCAUCUCUGCUGAGAAAGCCUACCAUGAACAGCUUUCUGUAGCAGAGAUCACCAAUGCGUGCUUUGAGCCAGCCAACCAGAUGGUAAAAUGUGACCCUCGCCACGGUAAAUACAUGGCUUGCUGCCUGUUGUACCGUGGGGACGUGGUUCCCAAAGAUGUCAAUGCUGCCAUUGCCACCAUCAAGACCAAGCGCAGCAUCCAGUUUGUGGACUGGUGCCCCACUGGCUUCAAAGUUGGCAUUAAUUACCAGCCUCCCACUGUGGUGCCUGGUGGAGACCUAGCCAAAGUACAGCGAGCUGUGUGCAUGCUGAGCAACACUACAGCUAUAGCUGAGGCCUGGGCUCGCCUGGACCACAAGUUUGACCUGAUGUAUGCCAAACGUGCCUUUGUUCACUGGUACGUGGGUGAGGGCAUGGAGGAAGGAGAGUUUUCUGAGGCUCGUGAGGACAUGGCUGCCCUUGAGAAGGAUUAUGAGGAGGUGGGAGCAGAUAGUGCUGAGGGAGAGGAGUUAAAAUGUCACAAAGGUGCUGCUUUUACAGGGAAGCUUAUUCUGUUUUAA